GAAACAUCCCACUUCGCCCUUGUGCUAGAGAUGCUUAUCAUCUCUUUCAAGAUCUAUGCUUAUUGACUAAUUCUGAGCAACCAAUGUUUCUUAGAUUAAAUAGCUUAUCAAGGACAUUUGGCUUGGAUUUGAUAGAGUCGGUAUUGACAAAUCAUUCAAAACUAUUUAAACCGCAUCAAGAAUUAACAUUUUUGCUUCGGGAGCGUGUCUGUCCUUUAAUUAAUAAAAGUUUUGCUGAUAAAAGCGAUUUUCCAACUACCAUGCGACUAAUGCGAAUUGUCCGUAUAUUACUUAAGCAAUUCAGUGAUAUUUUGGUGACAGAAUGUGAAAUAUUCCUUGCUUUGUUUGUUAAAAUCCUUGAGCCUGACAAUAUAUACUGGCAGCGGGUUAUUUCAAUGGAAAUAUUUCGCGGAAUUUGUUCUGAUAGUGCACUUUUACGUUCAAUUUACCGUUGGUAUGAUGGACAAGGACAAUCUGCUAAUGUGUUUAGAGAUAUGAUAAAUGCCUUUGGCAAAUUGGCUGCAGAAAAGCCCCAAUUAAUUGGACAUUUACAUCAAGGUAGAGAAAGUAUGGAUAUGUCAGGAAUGGCUGGCGUGGUAAUGGGAGGAGUUGGGCAAGUAGAUUCUCCUGGACUAAGUAUUGCAAACUCAGUCAUGAAAAUUCAAUGUAUUGAUCAAUUAGAUAAAGCUGAACCACCACAAAUACCGGAAACGUAUCUUUAUUAUCUCGCUUUUGUAUGUCUUAAUUCUAUUGCUGAUGGCCUACACAAUUUUGUCUCGUCAAUUUUUGCUGGCAUUAUACAGAAACAGCAACACGAUGAAUCGCAGCAAACUUCCGCAACUCAGCAGCAAUCAAUAUUUGGAAACACUGCAUUACAACAACUCGAAUCACACCCUGAAUAUAAAGAAGUUUUACUUGUUGCAGACAUGGCAAACACAGCAUGGCCUGGAUUACUUGCUGCACAAUCAUUUUUCCUUACAGCUAAUCUUGACGAAGAGUUAUUUCAGGGAGUUUUACGCGCGUAUCAAAAUUUCACUAUUGUGUGUGGUGUGCUUCGGCUUUCUACACCAUGCGAUGCCUUUUUGACGAGCCUAUGUAAGGGAGCAGUUCCUCCUAGUAUAAUCGCUGCGUAUGUAGCAGAAAGUAAAGCAGUUCAUAGUAGUGGGAAUGCUACUGGUUCCGGUUAUGAUAGUACUGUAAUGGUCACAUUAUCUGAUAGAAAUUUAUCUUGUCUCAAAAUACUAUUGAACAUUGCGCAAUACCUUGGUGGAGUCUUGGGUGAUUCUUGGUAUUUGGUAUUGGAGACAUUACAAUUAGCAGAUUUUAUAAUAUUUCCUAAACAUGCUCGAGGUGGAUCAAGAGGUACCCGUAGAGCUGGUACACAGCAUUCUGCGUCUGUUUCAACAUCAUCUUUAUCAACGCCACAAACUGCUGGCAGUAGUUCAUCAUCACUUGCUCAAUCUGCGUCAACUGCUCCAAAAAGACCUUAUUCGGGAAUCAUGAAUUUUUCCACCCAACAUCCUGCACAAUCAUCUCAAACUGGGUCGUCUGUGGCUAAUUCAGCCUCUCAACAAACAGCUAUUGAAAAUGACUUAAACAUAUUAUUGGUACAAAUAAAAAAAUUAUUUGAUAAUUGCAAUCUUCUUGAUGAUUCAGCUAUACAAUAUUUCACUAGCGCAUUAUGUAAGCUAAAUGCUUACACCUAUGGCAUUCCUUUGGCUAGUGAAAUUUCAGAAGAUGGUCAAGGAAUAACGUCGGUGGAAGGUAAAACGCCAAAAUCCUCACCAUUAAGUAAUCUGCGUGGAAACAAAACAGAUGAGAAAUCCUUUGCGAUUGACAAGUUGCGUACCGUCGCACUUUCAAAUAUACAUCGUCUUAUUGCACGAGAACCUAAACUUAUUUGGGAUCUAAUUGUAUCUAAUUUAAUAACAACUGCAAAUUAUAUAUCUACUCCGCAACAAGUUCGUAUGCAAGCUUGUGAAAUAUUGUCUGAUAUCAUUAUUACAUCUAUGAGUUACACGAGUUCAGCGCAAAUAGGAAGCGAUGAACGUAUUCAGAUGCAAUUACUUACUUCACUAAGUCAUUUAGUGAAUGAUCCAGAAAGGACAUCUCGGGGUUAUAGUAAAGGGUUUUAUGUAGAAGUUCAAAAAAUGGGAUUGGAAACUUUGAAUAAAUUAUUACAAACGUCUGGACAUUCAUUUGCGUUUGGAUGGGGUAUGAUUUUUGAUAUGAUCAAAAGUGUAUGUACAAUAAAUGUUUCUGGUGAAAUGGGGGAUGAUGAAGGUGAUACUGCGAGUUUAGACAGUGCUGGCAUAAUUGAUGGAUCAUUCGGAGUAUCAAAUUCUAAAUCUUCUGGGCUGGUUCGUGUAGCAUUCCCAUCUUUGCAAUUAAUAUGCACAGACUUCUUAUCACUAUUAUCUCCUGAAUGUUUAAAACAAUGUAUUAAUACGCUAGGAGCGUAUGGCUUACAAAUGGACGAUUUAAAUAUCAGUUUAUCGGCCAUUGGGCUUUUGUGGAACGUUUCAGAUUUCAUACAAACUAAGCGUGCGGAUCUUGAAAAAACUCAGGAGAAUCAUGGCAAAGAUGUCAAUGCCAUAACAAAAAAUGCUGUUAUUGAACAGGAGAUAGAACGAAUUAUUAAAGGAGACUUGACAUCCCAUACCAUGAACGCGCUUUGGAUGUUAUUAUUGAUACAACUUUCAAGAAUUUGUUCUGAUUCUCGACCAGAAGUUCGUAAUGGAGCAAAUCAAACUUUAUUCCGCACCGUUGACAUGAAUGGUUCAGUGCUAGAUAUUCAAACUUGGCACACAUGUAUUUGGCAGGUAUUGUUUCCGCUUUUGAAUUCGGUCAAGCUAGUUUCAGAAAAAGUUGUGAAGGCAGCUAUGCAACAACAGCAACAAAGUCCAAAUUCUGAAAAACUUACAUCACAAAAGGAAUUUAAUGGUUUUAUGGUUCAUCACUCGAGGAAUACUGUUGACAAACAGUGGGAUGAAACUAAAGUAUUAAUUCUAACUGGAAUGUCUGGAAUAUUUAAAAACUUUAUACCCAUAUUGAUAAAUUUAGAUGAUUUUAAACAAGUAUGGGGAUUGUUGCUUUCACAUUUGCAAGAUUAUUGCUUACAUUCUAGUAAUGAGGUUGCUAUUGCCGCUGUUAAAUCUUUUCACACAAUUAUUCAAUUUCCUAAAGACGAGUCUCAUACUGACCAGUUAAAGAAGAGAAUUUUACCACACUGGCAAACUGCAUGGAUUGUCUGGGAGACAAUAGGAUUGGGUAUUAUAACGAUUUCAGACAGAAGAGCUCUUAAUGUCGACAUGGAUAAUGGAAAUUUGUCAUCUUCUGAAACAUUAGAAUCUCCCAUCUCAUCGCAAUUUACCCAAGAUACUCUCACCGCCUAUGUUAUUGCCUUUGGAGAUCUUUAUAAUGUCAUUAGUCAAGAUUUUGGGAUCGAUGAAAUAAAAAGAUUUUUAAAGGUUAUUUAUGGUGUAUUGACUUAUCCGAAUAGCACAUCAUAUAGACCAGAUUAUGAUUAUCUCACUCCCUUACAGGAAGCUGUAUUAAAUGUUGUAGGACAAAUUGAUUUAAAUGUAUCAGGUGCACCUGCAGUAGUUUUGAGUGAUUUUGCAGAUUAUAUGACUUUGGCUUUUACAAAGCAUUCCCGGAUUGAGGAAGAACCCGAAAAGCUAAAGAACAAAAAAGAGCAGGCAUCCACCAAGAGUGCUAAAGCAGCAAAUAAAGAAAACACAUUGUCUAAAAAAUCAUUCUCAACAGUUACUUAUAUUGUCUUUUCAAAGACUGCUAUGCGUACAGUAAAUGAUUUGUUUAAAAAGUUUGUGAAAGAUCAGGGUGUUUAUGCAGAAGGAGUCUUUAAGAAAAUAAUUUGGGCAUAUGGUAUUCCUAUGAAAAUGAAAUAUGAUUGUCCACCGUCUGGAAAACAUGUAAACGAUAUCGAACUUUGGAAAAUCGCCACAAACGCAUUUUUAGAUGUUGUAAAGGAAGGUUUGAUUUCAUUAGAAGGUUUUGGCAAAGCCAUUUCAGACGAAUGUUUCGUAGAUGUAUGGAAACAACUAUCUAGUGUUCUUCAUGACGCACUAAUAACUGUCAGAAAACCACCAUCUACUAUAAAUUUAGAACAACAAGAUGCAAAUGAGGCAUUUGAUAUGAAAUUUCUUUUUAACCUUCAGACAGAUGUGGUAAUUCAUAUGGGUCACCCUCGAGUCCCACAGACCCUUAUACGCGAGAUUGUUGAAACACUACAAGAAGGAUCACAACUAUAUUCCGCUGAUAUUGAAAGACAUGCAGCAGUUAACGGGCAUUCAAGUAAAACACAUGUUAAACAAUUAGAAAAGGUUGAGGGAGUAACAGCAAUAAUAGCCCCGGUGGCACGAGAACGGUUUGCAUAUGCUUGCCUACAAUGUUUGUUCGAUCUGUGUUCAGCAGAGUAUGAAGAUAACAUUCCUGUGCGGCAGAGGAUAGCAGAAGUUGCUGCUCCAAUUUUAUUAGAGCGAUGUGCAUCAGUAAUCCGAAACUAUACAGCUGAUCAACCCUUGUCGGGUAAAUUUCCGUUCCCAAGCCUUUCUUCCAGGGUACGACAUGAUGAAAUAUUGUUAAUCUUGCAACAAUUAAUCAAGUUACGACUUCGAAAACAUAUUAUACAUGUUGAUGAGGAAGAAUCAUCAGCCAAUCCUAUAAAAAAGCAAAUUUUAUCUGGCCCAAUUGCGCAUUUAUUUUAUCUUUAUCCGGUUAUAUGUGAGGCUAUUUCUUUGCCAGACGAGAAUAUCGUGGUCUUAUUAAAAGAAUGCUUAAAAAAGGUUGGAGAGGAAUUAGGUGUAUAUUAG
Molecule: messenger RNA, 4835 nt
Organism: Dentiscutata heterogama
Lineage: Eukaryota; Fungi; Glomeromycota; Glomeromycetes; Diversisporales; Gigasporaceae
Source: the annotation of a GenBank genome assembly